Solanum dulcamara is the source of this 2819-nucleotide messenger RNA. Its product is annotated as protein NUCLEOLAR FACTOR 1. NCBI's taxonomy places the organism in Eukaryota, Viridiplantae, Streptophyta, Magnoliopsida, Solanales, Solanaceae. Gene Ontology annotation, biological process: maturation of SSU-rRNA from tricistronic rRNA transcript (SSU-rRNA, 5.8S rRNA, LSU-rRNA). Gene Ontology annotation, molecular function: U3 snoRNA binding; rRNA binding. The record is from RefSeq and is a predicted model, not a curated record. Gene Ontology annotation, cellular component: small-subunit processome; nucleolus. Bases 253 to 2553 code for a protein of 766 amino acids. The transcript is spliced from 24 exons.
GAUUCUUCCAUUCUAUGUAUCUGGAAUUGAAAUUGAUGAAAAAUAAAACCCUAGCGGGUAGGGUUUUGACUUCUGAUGAACAUCUUGUGAAUUAGGAAUAGAAAGCCUCUUGCGUUUAAUUUAUUCAAAUGUAAAUAAAUAAAUAUUUUAUCAAAUUCCGGUUUAUCAAAGAACUUAAACCCGAGAAAACCGACCGGUUUAUCAAGAGACCUCAAAACCCUUGUUUCUUCCUCCCUUAAACCCUUUGAAUAUAUGCAAAACCUUGUCGCUCGAUUUGGAAGAAAACUUUCAAUCUCAAAUUCUUCUACUACUAUUUUAAUUAUCUGUUUCUUCUAUCUUUUGUGUAAAGGCAUGAAGAGAACACUAGAAUUGAAUUCCUCUAAAAAGAACCAAAAUUUGAACAAGAAUCGUCGCCAUAGAAGAGAACAGAAGCUCAAUACAAGACCAUCUCCCUCAGAUGAUUCAGCAGAAGAUAAUUCGGAGAUAGCUUCAGAGGAAGAAAUGGAAGCACAAAACAAAGAAGAAGAAGUUAGAGAGUAUAAAGAGCCAACUAUGUAUGAUAGUUUGUUGGAGUCAUUGAGGACAAAACAAGAAGAAUAUAACACGGACUCGGAAGAAAGUGGAGAUGAUGUUGAGCAAACUCAUGAUGUCUCCGAUGAUGACGGUGAUGGCAGUGAUAGUGAGGCUUCUAGACUUAGUGAACCUGGUGCUAGUCUACAUGGAGGUGGUCUUGGAAACCCUGUGGGACGGAUUGGAGGUACUGAAACUGAUGACGAUGAUUCAGAGGCUUCUGGUUCAGAUGGAGAGCAAGAAUUGAGAGUAAAUGGUCAACCUACAAGAGGGGCUUGUGCAAGCACGAGCUCAUUUCAUUCUCAUUUGGAUCACAAGUUGUCCAAAGAAGAGGUUGACAAGCUAGAGAAAAAGAAAUGGAAUUACAAAUGGGUGGUAGCCAUGUCAAAUUACAAGUGGAAGGGGACAGGCGAAUGUUUUCUGAAGGAGCUAGACAACUUCUUGUUUCAUGGAUUGAAGCCAACACUACACAAGCAUUGGUUAGGUAUCUAUGAGAAGUCUGGAGGGGCAGAUUUUGAUUCAUCAAAGCAGAGAUUAUUUUUCUCCAUCUGCAACAGCUACCGGGAUAUUCUGCACCACAACAAGAAACCCUUCUAUCUCAAAGGUCUCGAUGAAGAUUCAAGUACCAUGGAUGCUUAUGUUAUGCAUUCUCUCAAUCAUAUCUUCAGAACUAGGGAUCUUGUAAAGAAGAACGAGGCAAAACUAGCUAAGCUUCAGGAGAAUGUGAAAGCAGAUAUCCUUAGUAAUGAAGCCUUUCUUGACCGCGGGUUUACUCGCCCUAAGAUUUUGAUCCUUCUCCCUCUAGCAAGUGUUGCAUUUCGGGUAGUCAAGCGGCUGAUCGAUUUGACACCUCCUAAAUACAAGUCUAAUGUAGAGGAGCAUGAACGUUUCUAUAGAGAAUUUGGAGCUGGAUUAGGCGAAGACAAGGAGGAAGAAGAUGCGGCGGAAAUCUCUGAAUCAAAAAGGAGCUCAAAACCAUCUGAUUUUGAAACAUUAUUUGGGGGAAAUAACAAUGAUCAUUUCAUGAUUGGAAUUAAAUUCACUAGGAGGAGCAUAAGAUUAUACGGUGACUUCUACUCAUCAGACAUGAUUGUUGCUUCCCCUCUUGGUUUAAUCACUAAAAUUGGGGAGGCAGAAUUAUACAAGGAUAAAAAUGUUGAUUAUCUGUCUUCUAUAGAGGUUCUAAUUGUUGACCAUGCAGAUGUCAUAUUGAUGCAGAAUUGGUCACACGUGAAUACUAUUGUUGAACAAUUAAAUCGGAUACCUUCUGAGCAGCAUGGAACAGAUAUUAUGCGCAUUAGGCAGUGGUAUUUAGACGGUCAAGCGUCAUUCUAUCGGCAAUCAAUAAUCUUAUCUUCUCAUAUAAAUCCUGACAUCAAUGGAUUAUUUAACCAUCAUUGCCUCAACCAUGAAGGAAAGGUCAAAUUGGCAAGCGAGUAUAAAGGUGUUUUACCAAAGGUAGUACUUCAAAUACGGCAGAUUUUUGAGCGAUUUCAUGCGAAUACUGCAGAAGAUGCUGAUGAUGCUCGGUUUGAUUAUUUCACAAAAAAGGUGUUCCCCAAGAUAAAGGAUUCCACUCAGGGUGGUAUAGUGCUAUUUAUUAGCUCUUACUUUGAGUUUAUCCGUGUAAGGAACUUUUUGAAAUCACAAGAGGCAUCAUUUUGUCUAUUGGGAGAGUACACUGAGCAAAGUGACAUAUCUCGUGCACGAGGGUGGUUUUUCGAUGGAAAGAAGAAAAUCAUGCUUUACACUGAAAGAGCUCACUUCUAUCACCGAUACAAGAUACGUGGCAUUCAGAACUUGAUCAUUUAUUCGCUUCCAGAACGGAAAGAAUUUUACCCAGAGGUUGUAAAUAUGCUACAAGGGUCUGCUUGCACUGUUCUAUUUUCUCGUUUUGACCAGCUUCGGCUUGAGAGGAUUGUUGGUACUGCUGCUUCAAAAAGGAUGGUCACGUCAGACAAGGGUGUUUUCGUCUUUUGUUAGGGAAAGUGACAGUCUCAUCAUUAUUGUUUGGCCAAGGAAAAGUCUUGCUCUCAAAAGGGUCCAGCUGUUUCUGCAGUUCAAGGAAUUAGUUCUUGCCUUCACUUAGCAAAAAACUAAAGAAAGAUGGUUCUUGUCUUCAAUUCAGAAAUCUUAUAACCAUAUUCUUUGAUCAAUGUUUGCUUAAUCAAUUUUGUUUUCUUUUAAAGUUGUGAUAUUAGUACAUUAUUCAAAUUCCAGAAACAUAACAAAAUGGACUUGUUUAUUUA